AUGAUGCUGGAUCAGGACCCACAAUCUCUUGACGCCGCGGUGCAGAACACGCUCUCAGGGCUGUUCCCUCCAUUCGACGCCACCGCCCCGACCGUCCUGAGCCAGCUGUUCCGCGUCCUGGAGGCCAGAUACCAUGGGGACGGGCUCUGUUGCCUCCUGGACUUCCUCAUCCCUUCCAAGCGCCUCCUGGAGCACGUCCGGCAGGCAGCCUGCGCUCCUUACAUCAGCUGUGUUUUCCUCCACGAGGGCUGGCCGCUCUGCCUCCACGAGAAAGUGGUGGUCCACCUUGGCCCACUGAACCCCCUCCUCCUGCGCCCGGGGGACUUCUACCUCCAAGCAGAGCCCUGUGGAGAACAAUCGGCCUGCUUGGUCGUGAAAUGUCUCUCCAAGGACCUGACCACCGUUGAGGAGAUCCCUCUCCCCGAAGCCUCCUGCUCCUUCCUCUUCACCAAGGAGUGGCUGGAGGAAAUCAACCAAGACCUGGACCGGCCUGCCCUGCGAACUUGCCUGGUGGCCACCGGAAAUGGCAUUGUCCCCAUUCCAUGGGGCAAAAUAGCCACUCCGGAAUUUGUCGACGUGCCCAAAAUUGGGAGUUUGGAGCCGCCCGGAUCCUCUUGCUGCCCUGAAGUGUACGGCAAGCUGAAUUCACAGCAACCGAGCAAGACCGUGACAGGGUUUGGGAAUGCUGGCAGCAGCCCUGAUGGGAGUUGGAGGCCCCCUCAGGGGAAGUAUCCUGGCCUCAUCAAGGUAGAGCAAGGAUCCUGGAGAAAAUCCACCUUGUUUGUUGUGCCAAGUCUUUGUGAUAUUAUCAGUGAGAAUCUGGAAGGAGAGUAUGUGAAUCUCCUCGGAUUUUCUGGAGAGAAGGACGCGGAUUUUUCGGCCAAGUCAGAAGCGCCGUCAGCGGCUGAAGGACAGCAUCAGGGAGAAGUGUCACCCUGGACCAAGAAAGGUCUCGUUUGUGUGAAUGGAGAGGGCACAGUGACCCUAGAAAGCUGGGACUGCAGGAAAGCUCCAGACUCAGAGGAGGGUCCCUGCACACCGUGUCUGAGAAGGAAACUGAGCCCAGACCCCAAAGUCCACGAGCCGAGAUGUCGGUAUCGCGACUCGUAUGUGGCUGCCCUCAAGAACCCUGUCAACUUCAGCUCAGGAUUGAUGGCGGCCAUCUUGGAGGAGAUUGAUGUGGCCCAACAGGUCUCUCACUUGGCAACCCCAGACACGAAGCCUCCUGAGGGGUCACACCAGGCAGCUACCGGGGUCCCCCCUGAGCAUCCAAAGAAGGACGGGAAAGCUGAGGAGCCUCCCAAACAAGGGCCCUCGGAGGUUCUCAAGCCUCCCGCAGACAACUGCCCCACUGCCAGUAACCGAUUCUCUUGCCGGAAAGGCCAUCGUCAACUGGCCUCCUCUGGGGGUGGCCCCUCGGGGCCAGAGAAAGCCGGCAAAGGGCAGGAAGGACCUCGGAAAAAGACCCUGACUGUUUGCUCUCCCCGAAUGGGCCGGGGGAAAGCAGCUGUGGGGAAAGGCUCCAGUCAGGUGGAUGCAGGGUUUUCAGAACUCCCAACUCUGCGGAUCACAGAAAGGGACCCAGCAAACACUUCCAGCACCGAGUCCUUGCUUAAAGAAUUGCUCUCUUCAGGAUCUCAGCCUUGGGGGAGUGUUCAGUGGGAGUCACUGAAUCCUGAGCUGUUAUCUUCUGGGGUCGUGUGUCUGCCAGGCAACACAGAUAAGCUGGGCAGACCCAUCGUCCAGAUCACCACCAGCGGCAGAGUGUGGCAGGCCCCCUCGGGCUCAGCCCGGGAAGUGACCCAGCUUCUCCUCCAUUUUUGCUCCGUGUCCAGGAAGUCAUCGAAGGACAUGGGGUUAACGAUUCUCAUCGAUGCCAGAAAAGAGCCCCCCUGCCCGUCCCUCUCUGCAGCCCUGGGAGCGAUCCAGAAGGCCUUGCCCGGUUGCAUCCAUGCCGUCCUGCUCUUGGCCGAGAAGGAGGCGGCGUCACACCUGGAGAGGUUCCCCGGUGUACAGGUGGAGGUGCUGAGCUCCCUGAAGGCUUUAGCCCGGCACGUGGACAACAGCCAGCUGACCCCAGAGGUGCUGAGCUCCCUGAAGGCUUUGGCCCGGCAUGUGGACAACAGCCAGCUGACCCCGGGCUUCGAUGGCCAGUUCCCCUAUUGCCACCAGGAGUGGAUCCAGUACUUCCAGAAGUUCCACCCUUUUGUCCGUGGUCUCACAAAGGCCUCCGAGGUCUUGCAGAGGACCACCCGGGAACUGGAGAAGGAAAAUGCACUCGAGACCUCACAGGCCGUGGAAGAGCAACUGGACUGCCACCGGCAGCUGAUGCAGGAGGUUCUGUGCGAUGUGCAGCUGAUGAACUUGCAGAGGGAAGGGGGAGCAACGCUCGCCAGGCUGAGGAAGGAGGCCACUCGGCUCAGCUUUUGCCCUCCGGUCCGGAACAGCAUGGACCUCGCCUUGGGCCUCUACGGGCUGGUGGAGGACGAGGUUCACCGCCUGGUGGCCAAAUCCAACAGCCGCUUGGAGCACCUGCAGUUCCUGCUGAAGGUCCGGCAGCUGGAGGCAGAAUUUCACAAGCUCAGCGUGUGGUUUGAUGAAGAAGGAGAACCGGAGCUUCGUGGGGUGGGGUCCGCGGAGGGCGGCCGGGAGAAGGCCGAAGAAUCCUACCGACGGUUUAAGGAGAUCUUCAAAGAAGCCACGGUCCAUUACAACCAUGGGCUAUCUCUCUCGAAGGAAGCUGCCAAGGUCCAAGGCUCCCACUUCCCAGAGUUGGGGGCCUUCGAGGCGGCCAAGCGAGCUUUCCAGGCCAAGCUGACCACCUUCUACAUGGCCAUGCAGACGAAGGAGGCUGAGCUGGAGACCUACCUGGACCUGUGCAGGUUCUCUGACAAGGUCACACAGUUUAACCUGGACUGCAAGGAACACCCGGCCUUACGGACGCCCAGGCAAAACGAGCCCGUGAGCCCAGAACUCCAACGAGAAGCAGAAAACCUUCUCCGCCGGCUCUCGGGGGAGUUUUCGGCUGAGACGUUCCAGCAGAUGAAGAUCCAAGCUUCCAGCAUGUGCAACGGAAGCGGGCUUGCGGUGUGGAGAGAAGCUCUGGAGAGGUGCCAAGAAGCCAAGCAGAUUCUCGAAGACGGCCUGGCAAGAUUCAAGAAGGACAAGAUGGAAGGCUUGGGGCAGGGCCCCGCUCCUGAAGUCUCCAGCAAGGAAACUUGCGUGGAGGGGCCCUCGGCGAGAAUCAAGGAACGAGAAGAGAUGUUGGACAGCCGGAGCAGGAGCGACGUUGGGUCUGUGGACAGAACUGGCCGUCAUUCGCUGGAGGGUUCCUUGAGUGGUGGUUUAGCGAAGGAUGUGCAGGAAAGCGAGGAGACCUAUCUGGUUUCUUUGGGUGCCAGUCUGGAAUGGGGAGGCCCUGAGACUGCCGAGGGCUUGGAACCUCUCCCCCCGACCGCUGAGAAUUCACCUCCAGCCUCUCCCGCCCCUGCCUCUCGUCCUAGCGCCGGGCAAGUGCCAGGGGCCUGCGAGACCCUCCCUCCCCUCAAACAGCCUUGUGCAUCCAUGCCAGCCAGGGGUCAGAAGAACCGGAGAAAAGAAACAACCCAGUACUUCCAGCUCUCCAGACACGAGAGCUUCUCCUCGGAAGACACCGAUUCCCAGCACUCUGCCGAAGAGGCCCUGGGCUCCUCCACCACCUUGCCCGUGGACCUUCUGGGCCCCAAAGGGGGCUGGGCUCAGGAAAAGGCGGCGGGCAUCCUCUAUCUGGAGAACCACCGCACGAGCCCCCUGCCCCACACGGCCGCUCAAUAGGGCCAGAGAACUGAGGGGCUGGUAAUCAAGAAUUCUGCCCCAAAAGCUGUGCCAGUGGACCUCUUUGCUUGGGAAGCCUCGGUGCUCUGCUGGGCUGCAUGUACAGGAAAGCCUUUGUUAGUGGGCGGGGGGUGGGGUUGUACAGUUUUACAGGUGCUUCAUAUCUCCGGCCUGUAACUUGGUCUGUGCCAGCCGGCUCGUUUCAUCUCGUUUCUCAUGGUUCUCCUGCAAGUGUGACAAAGGAAAUUGCUCUUCAAUCUUUGGCCUCACCCAGACCUGGCUGAGACACACCUGAGGGAGAGCCCGGCUCCCCCCCCCAAGGCCCCCUAACCCCAGGUUCUGCCUAUAAGGCACACACUCAACAGCUGCAUGAUGACCAUUGGCUUUUAUUUACAGGGGCUGCCCUCAGCUCUCCUCUGAAAGAGACAGGCCACCUUGUUUUAAUGCUGGACCCAAUUGGUGAGAGCCAGCGUGGUGUAGUGGAUAGACUGGUCGGCGAAGAGGCAGGAGGCCUGGGUUCAAAUCCCCCGCUCGGCCACAGAAACUCAGAGAGGGAGUGGCACGCCUGAAAUAUCUCCCUUACCUCGAAAACCCUAUUAAGGUUGCCACGUGUUAGCCGUUAGAUGCGACUUGAUGGCAGACAACAUAAUGCACCAAUUCACACGACCGUUUUGAACUGAAGUGACGUCAUAGGGAAAGUGGCUUUUUAAAAUAUUCACAAUUGAUGGUACACCAAGCUUGUUAUGUUGGUUGCAACUAAAUCCCAUGGAACCACAGAAAAGUUACGUUGGAAGGGGCCUAUAAAGGCCAUGCAGUCCAGCCCCCUGCUCAACGCAGGAAUACCAUCAAA
Molecule: messenger RNA, 4663 nt
Organism: Pogona vitticeps (central bearded dragon)
Lineage: Eukaryota; Metazoa; Chordata; Lepidosauria; Squamata; Agamidae
Source: RefSeq, a predicted model, not a curated record